This is a messenger RNA of Mesitornis unicolor (brown roatelo), 388 nucleotides long. Its product is annotated as ADP-sugar pyrophosphatase-like. Gene Ontology annotation, biological process: nucleoside phosphate metabolic process; ribose phosphate metabolic process. Gene Ontology annotation, molecular function: ADP-ribose diphosphatase activity. Gene Ontology annotation, cellular component: nucleus. The record is from RefSeq and is a predicted model, not a curated record. The transcript has 5 exons. NCBI's taxonomy places the organism in Eukaryota, Metazoa, Chordata, Aves, Mesitornithiformes, Mesitornithidae. The annotation marks the transcript as partial.
AUGGCAGCUGAGCCAUCCACAGAAGUUCCAAAAACUGCUAGACAAUCCGUUCUUAAAGAGGAGGUAAUCGUAGAAAGAAGAUGGUUGAAGCUUGAAGAAACAACUUACACUGAUCCCUUUGGUAAAACCAGAACCUGGGAAACUGUAAAGCGUACUGGCAACAAAAAGGGUGUUUCAGCUGAUGGUGUAGCAGUGAUAGCAGUACUACAGAGAACUCUCCACUACGACUGCGUUGUCCUGGUGAAACAGUUCAGGCCCCCAAUUAACGGCUAUUGCUUGGAAUUUCCUGCAGGCCUCAUUGAGGAAAAUGAGACUGCAGAAAGCGCUGCGUUGCGAGAGCUGGAGGAAGAAACCGGCUACAAGGGGGAAGUCGUGGAAUGCACUCCAG